AUAUCUAAAAACUUUAGCUGCCAAGUAGCAUUUCAGAUAACCACAGGGGCACGUUGCCCUAAAAGAUUCAUCGUCUUCCAGGCAAUCAAAUUCGGUGGCGAAGCCCCGGUGCUCCUCCUAGGGAAAGGUUCUCUCAGUCGCAACAGUUAACAAUAUAUUCUUCCAUACCUUAUUAUUCUGCCGCCAGUGGGAGAGUUUAAAUAUCUCAUUUGAUUUGCGAAGAUGUCAUCAUCUGGUCGAUCUGCGGCCGUGGCGGCCGGCGAUUUACAGUUGGUUCCUGCGUCGGAGAGGCAGGUGGCUGCCCUACCUCCUCGCCCUCCAUCGUCUUCGUCCACCGCUCUUGUAGAAUAUACGCCACCUGCGGCUAAUCCUGAAGAGGAGGAUCUCGAGAUCAAGCUCCGUCGUAUACUUGAAUGUGUGCCUGUGCGGGUUAGCAAUACAUCUGGUAGUUCUGCUGGUUCUGGCUCUGGUGACUUUCAUCAGUAUCGGCAGAUGAGACGGAGAGAACAAGACCGGCUUGCAAGGAUGGAUGCAGAUUACCAAAAAAGGAAAGAAGUUGCUGAAUUCAACUUGAGAAGAGAAGAAAAAUUAAAAGCUGCGGAAGAGCGGACAGCGAAGAAACGUGCGAAGCGGCAGAAGAAAAAGCAGAGGAAGAAAGAGAAGAAGAGUAAUUCUAGUGCAGGUGGAGAAGAAAACCGCAGGGAAGAGUCGUCUGAUGAUGACGAUUCUGACAACAGCUAAGAAGGGAGAGGUGGUUGACUUCAAAUUUAGCGGGCACUGCCUAGAUGCUUUGAUCGGGAGCUUACAUGAGCUAUAUAGUUCGAAAACUUGUGAUCAUGUAACAUAAUUUGUGAACAAUUUUUCAACAUCCAAUAUGUAAUACUCCUGUAUUUUGUCUUUGUUUCAUUUAUUUGAAAAAAACUAUCAUCUAGAA
This is a messenger RNA of Nicotiana tabacum (common tobacco), 934 nucleotides long. RefSeq lists its product as uncharacterized. Gene Ontology annotation, biological process: negative regulation of protein kinase activity. The record is from RefSeq and is a predicted model, not a curated record. NCBI's taxonomy places the organism in Eukaryota, Viridiplantae, Streptophyta, Magnoliopsida, Solanales, Solanaceae. Gene Ontology annotation, molecular function: protein kinase inhibitor activity; protein kinase binding; double-stranded RNA binding. Gene Ontology annotation, cellular component: nucleolus.